CUCUCUAAAUCAAACUCCACAGUAGCCAUGGAUAUAAUUAGUUUCACCGAUGAAAGUUCAACUAGCACCACCCUCUCAAUGGCACCGCCGUCGUCAGCUCCGGCGAAGUCGCCGGCUACAAGUCUUUGCAGAUUGGGUAGCGUCGUAAUCGACUCGGUCGAGGGCGGAUUCGCCGAAGCCGAAUCUUCCGGUAGGAAACUCCCUUCUUCUCGAUUUAAAGGUGUGGUCCCCCAGCCGAAUGGCCGAUGGGGGGCCCAGAUUUACGAGAAACAUCAACGUGUCUGGUUAGGCACGUUUAACGAAGAACACGAAGCUGCUAGAGCGUACGAUGUGGCGGCCCAACGCUUCCGCGGUCGUGACGCCGUUACGAACUUCAAGCCGCUGUCGGAUUCUGAAUCGGAUGAAUCGGAAUCCAUUUUUCUCAGUUCCCAUUCCAAAUUAGAGAUCGUUGAUAUGCUAAGGAAACAUACUUAUUCCGAUGAGCUUGAACAGAGUCGUCGGAACUUCACCGGCACCGGCGAGAGGAGACAACGAACCGUCAUUAAUAAUGAUGAUAAUACAAAUGGAGUCUAUUUCGGGAAUGGGCAGAAGUCGACGGAGCCAUUGUUUGAGAAAACCGUGACCCCGAGUGAUGUUGGGAAGUUGAAUCGGCUUGUGAUACCGAAACAACAUGCGGAGAAACACUUUCCUCUUCAAACCGACCUCGUUUUGUCCGCCGCUCAGAAAGGAAUGUUACUCAAUUUCAAGGAUUCGACUGGAAAGGUAUGGCGAUUUCGUUAUUCGUAUUGGAAUAGUAGUCAGAGUUACGUUUUGACUAAAGGAUGGAGCCGAUUCGUUAAAGAGAAGAAACUGAACGCCGGCGAUAUUGUCAGAUUUCACCGAUCAAUCUCUGGUGAUAAACAGCUUUACAUCGACUGGAAAUCUUCCGCCACCGGCGAAUGUAAAUCUCAGGUGGGUUCUUUUGCUGUAACACACCCGGUUGAGGCGGCGGCUAUGCCGAUUGUUAGGUUGUUCGGCGUAAAUAUUAGCGGCGGCGGUGGCGGUGAGGGCGGCGGCGUUGACGGAGUAAAACGGAUGAGAGAAAUGGAGUUAUUGUCAAUGGAGUUUUGCAGCAAAAAGACAAGGAUAAUUGGGGCAGUGUAACAUCUGUCGAAUUAAUUUUUUUUUAUUUUUUUUUAUUUUCUUCUUUUUAAAAAUAUUAAUUUUGCUGUGUGUUAAUUUGAAAUGCAUUCAGUUUAGUU
Messenger RNA from Impatiens glandulifera, 1241 nucleotides. Its product is annotated as AP2/ERF and B3 domain-containing transcription factor RAV1-like. Gene Ontology annotation, biological process: regulation of DNA-templated transcription. The transcript has a single exon. The coding region runs from base 28 to 1143 and encodes 371 amino acids. The record is from RefSeq and is a predicted model, not a curated record. Lineage: Eukaryota; Viridiplantae; Streptophyta; Magnoliopsida; Ericales; Balsaminaceae. Gene Ontology annotation, molecular function: DNA-binding transcription factor activity; DNA binding.